Messenger RNA from Pseudomassariella vexata, 754 nucleotides. RefSeq lists its product as uncharacterized. NCBI's taxonomy places the organism in Eukaryota, Fungi, Ascomycota, Sordariomycetes, Amphisphaeriales, Pseudomassariaceae. The transcript is spliced from 2 exons. The coding region runs from base 145 to 714 and encodes 189 amino acids. The record is from RefSeq and is a predicted model, not a curated record.
UUUCUUACGCCUGCGGUAGCUCAAGGAGAUCUGAGUUGGUACAAUGAGCGCAAGCUGCGGAUCACGCCAAGUCUGCAUGCGCUCCUCUUCCACUUGCGCAAAGCGGACUUGUGGGUCAAUCUUUGAUGGCCAAUAUCUAUCAGAAUGCUGACAGCGUGUUGGUGUGGCUCGGGAGAUGAAUCGGUGAAGUCAGCUGGGAAUGUGACUAGCUCCCCAUGUGCUGGAGAAAAGCGUGUCUCAUCCACGAAUCGAGCUCAAGAGACAAAACCUGGCCUGCUUGGAACUACCACGGUGAAUUAUCCCUCAAUGGGAAGCACUCGGCAGUCUGCUGAACAAGCGUGGCUCAAACGGACCUGGGUGAUCCAGGAAACGGUUAUGGCGAAGAAGGCAUUGGUAAUAUGUGACCAGGAAGAACCGAGCUGGGCUAGGCUCAUGCAAGUCAUUCAUACCGUUAGAUUUGCUCCGCACCUCAAGACGAUUGGAAACGCGCGCAUGUCUACUCCUCAGAUCAUCCAGCCGUCAACAAAUGUAGGCGGUUUUGGAAGAGCGGUCGUAGAUAGCCACUGGGGGGGGUUGCUUACUCGCUUCCGGGGCUGCGAAGCAACCGAUAGCAGAGAUAACGUACAUGCGCUUCUGGGCAUGACCGACAGGUCCGUCACGCCAGAUUACACAAGCCAGCUACAAAGAUAUUCCCCGAUUGGCCCUGUUACCUGAUGAGCCCCGACUCAUGGUGGGACCAGUAUUGCCACCAAGC